AUGAGAUGGAUCUCAUAUAAUUCCACCUAUCCAUUACCUGAUCCAGUACUCGAUCGAUUUUGUUUACAAAUCUUACCUAAAAUUCACUGUAAUAUCAAAUGGCUUAAUCUUGAAUCAUCAUCUAUGAAACGUAUUCUUCUUGCUACAAAUUAUCCGAUUUUAUAUGGACUUGGUUUAUUUGAUAUGGACGAUAAAUUACCCAAUUUAAGAUGUUUUUCGUUACAUUCUGAAAUGCCGACGGAUGAUUAUGAUGAAUUAAUUGUACAACAUCUACAACGAAUGUCAAAUUUAGAAAAACUCAGUUUGAAUCUUAUUGUUUGUGUCAAAAAUACAUUUAUUAAUGGAAAUGAAUUGAAGCAGAAUAUUAUUAAUCAUAUGCCACUAUUAAAGAGAUUCGAAUUUUAUAUUUGUUCAGGCAUUUCUCGAAAUCCAAUUUAUUUACCAUCAAAAGAAGAUAUCCAACAUACAUUCAGACAUUUUAAAGACAAUGAAGUUAUUUCUUAUGUUGAUUAUUUCCAAGAAACACAAUGGAAUUUUUGUCAUGUCUAUUUGUAUCCUGAUCAAUUAAAAUAUUAUAAUAUUGUAACAAAUAAUUUUCCCGGUGGAUUAUUUAAAUGUGUUCGUGAAAUAACAUUAGAGGAUGAGCAUCCUUUUGAACAUGAAUUUUUUCUUCGAAUAGCUCAAUCAUUUCCAUUUAUUAAAGUAUUGUCUAUAAAAAAUUUCGAACCACAAAAUAAUAAAUUAUGCAAAGAAUCAAAGAAUGACAAUGAAAAUUUUUCGAUUAUUAAAUAUCCAAAUCUUACUAGUAUCACAUUUUACAAUGCUCAUGAUGAUUAUAUUGAAGAAUUUCUAAUUCAUACGAAAAUAUGUUUACCAGAUAAUGCCGUUCAUCUUAACAUUCAUCUUGAACAACUGAAAAGAGUGACAUACAAUUUUACAAGAGAUGCAACACGAAUCAAUUGUGUAAAACUCCGUUCUUUAUGUCUCAAUGGUCGUCGACUUCCUGAAUAUGCAAAAGACUAUUUUCCAAAUGUAUAA
Molecule: messenger RNA, 1038 nt
Organism: Rotaria sp. Silwood1
Lineage: Eukaryota; Metazoa; Rotifera; Eurotatoria; Philodinida; Philodinidae
Source: the annotation of a GenBank genome assembly